Molecule: messenger RNA, 2085 nt
Organism: Polistes canadensis
Lineage: Eukaryota; Metazoa; Arthropoda; Insecta; Hymenoptera; Vespidae
Product: transmembrane protein 26
Exons: 6
Coding region: 330-1862 (510 amino acids)
Source: RefSeq, a predicted model, not a curated record
GUGCGUGGAUUUAAAAAAUAGGCUGAAGAAUGAAUCUAGAGUUUGUCCUUUCUUCCAGUUCGAACGCAUCAGGUGCGAUAGAAUAACUUACGGCGAGUGAUAGUAAUUUGUUUUUUUUUUCAUUUUUUCUCUUUGUAUACUUCAAAUAAUAAUUUUUAUUCUCUUGCAAACGUAUAAACCGAUAUAUUUUCAAAUAAAUGUUUUACUGCGUUACGACCGACGUUAAUUUUUUUCUCAUAAAUAUAGAGGGUAUUAAGAAGUGUUUCGUUCUAAUACAAAGAGUUAAAAAAAAGAAAAAAGAAAAUAAGCGUAUAAAUUAAUCAUUAAACAUGGCUAAAUUCUUAGCCACUGUAAAAGCCAUAAUAACUCGUUUGGUAUUCGCGUCGCAUGGUUUUAUCGCUAUUUGGCAGGUAACGACGUUUAAGAAGAAUCCACUUUUCUGGUACUUGAGUUGUCCAAUUUUGCUCCUUUUUUUUGAGGGUAUUUUCACGCUCACCAUAAAAGAAAAUCAAGAAUGGAAAUGGUUUUGCCCUUCGGUAUUUUUAUAUCUAAGCAGUGUGGUCCCAGCAAUUUGGCUUUUGGAACUCGACAAAGUUGAUAAGAGAUUAAGAUCUCGAGAAUCUAAUAUCAAUAUAUCCGAAAACUUCGAUUUAUCCAAUUUGGCAGCAGAAGAUUUAAAACACUUAGAAAAAGCUCUUGGCGUAAACAUUAAUUUACCCGACAUCCAAAUAUCCACCGAAACCUGGGUGACUCUAAUCGAACAAUUUUUAAUGCUGAUCUUAAUAAUCGGUCGAUGGAUGUUACCCAAAGGAGAUCUUACGAGAGAUCAGUUGAGUCAGUUACUUUUGGUUUAUAUUGGAACUGCUGCUGACAUUAUCGAAUUCUUUGAUUCCUUCAAGGAGGACAGAAUAGCUCGCGAACCUGUUCUGGUAUAUUUAACUUUGGGAAUUUGGGCUUGGUCUUUGAUGCAAUUCACGGUCGUCCUUACUGCUACUAAAUCGAGAAAAUCGCGAUUAUCUUCCGGAAGUGCUAUGAAAAAGAGGGUGCAAACGGAAACAGGCUGUUGCAGUAUUGAUAUUUGGGGCAUUGCUCUUAACAUGAUUCUUCAGGACGGACCUUUUUUAGCAUUUAGACUGAUAUUAAUAAUACAUUAUCAAAUAGUCAGUUACAUGAACAUAUUUUUUACAUGUAAAAACACUUUGGUAAUACUUUUGCAACUGUACAGAUUAUACGUCGUUCACAGUGAAAGUAAUAGCAAACGGAAGAAAGAAAAGUACGAAAAAUACGAAAUAUCUAAUAUUAGUAUCAUUUCUCGAGCGGAUAUGUCAAAAGAGGCAAGAAGUAGAAGAUCUCAAGAAGAUAAAAAAAGGAAAAGAAAAAGGGAAAGAGACAUUGAAGAAAAUUUAUCUGAUUCGGAGGAUUCUACCGAAGAAAUCGAUAAGUUUGAUUCAUCGCCAAAGCAAAUGAUUCGUUCUAAACGAAAAACUCGUCAAGAUACUGGUUACUCGACUUCGAGUUCUCGCAAUUCGUCAAAGCAUACAAAAUCGCAGAAACAAGAGAAUAGAAGUAACAAAGGUUCGCGUAAAAGCGAAUCCAAAAAUUGGGAGGAUUCGAGUGACGAUGAGAAACGUAAAAAAAAAAUCGACAAAUCUAGCGAAAAAAAAAAAUUUGUGGAUAAUAAAACAAAAAGUAAGAGCGAAGAUUCGAGCAAAAGUUCAAGUAAAAAAAAUAAAUGUGAAACUGAAAGUGAUACCUCGACGCAGGAUCUCAAUGAUAAUAAAAGUUCUAGUCAGAGUAGUGAUUCUGAAUCUGAAAGAAAAAGCAAACGAAUUCAACGUAAACGACGACAAAACAAGGACUGACAACGAAAUCUCGGCAUUGUUACUUUAUUUUUUCUCUACUUAAUAAUUUUGAUCAUUUUUGUACUUAUUAUACAUACCAGAAUCAAUGACGGUUUGAUAUUAAUCUCAAAAACAAAAACUAAUGUUUUAUACCAUAAUCAAUCAGUCUUUCCGAGAGUGAAAAGUCAUUUAAAAAAUUAUUUAAAUAAAUAUAUGAUUAGAGAUUAAAUAUUUCGGAAAACCU